Angiostrongylus costaricensis is the source of this 591-nucleotide messenger RNA. The record is from the annotation of a GenBank genome assembly. Lineage: Eukaryota; Metazoa; Nematoda; Chromadorea; Rhabditida; Metastrongylidae.
CUGCAAGGGAUCAGAGCACUGGCGAUCGUUGCGGUCCUUCUAUUUCAUUUUUAUCCGGAGCACUUUCCUAAUGGAUACCUAGGAGUUGAUCAGUUUUUCGUGAUGUCGGGAUUCUUGAUGUCCAUGAUAUUGGAAAGAGAAAAAAACAUCGGAUUUCGGGAAAUAGGACAUUUCUACUACCGUCGAGUGCGACGUAUUUUGCCAUCGUAUCUUUUGGUUAUUCUGUUCCCCCUGGUCGCUUCUAGCUGUUUCCUUUUGCAAUGCUUGCAAGUGGACAACUUGAAUUCUGCUGUCCAUGCUGUGAUGUUCACGACAAACAUCAAAGCCGCCGACAGUGUCCGAAAUUAUUUGAAAAUGGUAAGUUCAACGAAAACAACAACUUCAACGGCGUUGAACGGGUGGCAUCGUCUCGUCUCGGCCAAGCCUAUUCGCACCUUAUGCUUCUAUCUUCUAUCGAGAACUCGGGUGCAAAUGUACGUGCAUUUUAAGUACAGAUCGUCACCUUAUUUUUUCGUAAUCCAAGCAGCUUCCAUUGGUCCUGAGAUUUUUGCAGCCUCUCCGUACUCGCUUUACCCAACGCUGCAGAAUUAG